UUAUUAUCCGAUUGUAGAUGGAAUAUGGAUAAAAUAUUGAUUGUAUGAACUGCAGACGAUAAAAAUAUUUCUCGGCAAAGAAUCGAUAUUUUUAUCAACUAUAAACUAUUUCCAAAUUCGUAUGUGAAAAAGGAAUAUAUGAAAAAGAAAUGGGUUCCAAUUUGAGUUCAUUGAAAACCAUCAAACAAAAUGAAUACCUCACCAAAUUAAUAUCAAACGAACACAUUAGUCCGAAUGAUAAUAAAUUCUGGAAUGAAUUUCUUUCAUUUGCUUUCACCAAUCUGGAUGCAAUAUGUUCGGACAGUAAUUUUAUGAAUGAAAAUAUCAUUCCAUUGAUGUCAAAAUGGUUGGAGAAUAAUGCAGUUUCCCAGAAUCUUGGCUCUGUCAUUCAGGUGUUCAUACAGAAGGUUGGCAUUCUUAAGAAGGAUGUACAGAAUAAUGCAAACUAUAAUGUUGUCGUUUGGCAUGCCUAUAAUCUUUCGUUUAUCAUGCGAAACAUGUUCAAAUACAUGAUCGAAACAUUUGUCGAAGAUAAUAUGAUUAAACAAUGCAAACUUUGUUCGCCCAACGGAUUUAAAGUAGAAAAUCAACAACAACAACAACAAGAUGAGAAUAACGGUACAAUUAUGAUUGAAAAUUUGAUCAAUGCCUUGAUGGAAAUUCUGGUUGAUCUGAAACUUGACGACAUGAAUUAUAAUCUUCAUGUGGAAUCAUGUAAAAAUUUUCUCGUGUUGCUAUCUGUUCAAAUGUUUUUAUCACGGCCAUCGAUUAAAUCAGUCAUUUAUACUAUUGUGAUGCAAAGAAAAUGUUCCAUACAUGCCUUAUUGUUGACCAAAACAUUAUUGCAAAAUUUCAUACAUCAAAUGCCUGCACCUGUUCCGCCCACCGGUAGUAUUAUAUUUGGUCUAGCCACCGGAUUCUGGAAUGUAAUAACAUUAGGUUAUGGUAGUAAAAAAACCGAUGAAGAACUUAUUAAAGAAGCAAUUCUAGCUCGAGAAUCGCUUCUAUUAUUAUUGGUAUUAACAAAUCAUUGUACAAAAGAUAUUAAUCCAUAUCGUGAAGCAUUGUUUCAAUGUUGCGAUUCAAGUAUUGAGCUUCAAUCGACGACAACAAGUGAACAAAAUGUCACCGGUUUCAAGAUAGAAUUUGGUAAACUGUACCGAACACUUUGUACAACAUUGAAUGAUGAUCAGACAACAUUAUUGUUGUACAUGUUAUUACAUCAAAAUAGUCAUUUCAAAACAUUCGUAUUAAGUCGUACGACUGAUUUGGAUCAAUUUUUGAUUCCUGUAUUACGCAUACUUUACAAUUCACCCGAUCGUAAUUCACAUCAUAUUUAUAUGUCGUUAAUCAUUUUAUUGGUGUUGAGCGAAGAUAAUUUAUUCAAUUCAAUCAUUCAUGAUAUUAUUGUUCGAAACAUAACCUGGUAUACGGAACGAAAUUUGACCGAAAUUUCAUUGGGCGGUCUAAUCAUUUUGGUCAUAGUUCGAACCAUACAUUUCAACAUGUCUCGUAGUCGGGAUCGUUUUCUUCAUACGAAUCUAUGUGCAACAUUGGCCAACAUGUCGAAUCAUUUCAAACAUUUGCACAAUUUUGUUUGCCAAAAAUUGGUUGUUUUGUUUGAAAAGAUUUCGAAAAAAUAUUUCAAGCUUCAGCAACAGAAAAUUCAAAACGGUGUUGACAAUGAUCAUCAUAGUAGUGGCAGUAGUGGUGAGAACAAGACGACUACAAUAGUUAAAUCGGAUGGUGAUGCCGGUGAAUCAUCGUUGGCUGAUGAUCUUAAAGAUAUUACCUUGUUCGAAGAGGUAUUACGAACCAUUCUGGAGAUUAUUAAUGCUUCGUUGACAAAAAAUAUGGUGGCCAAUCCGAAUCUAAUCUAUACAUUAUUAUAUAACCGGAAAAAAUUUGAACCAUUUUUAAAUCAGACAAUAUUUCAGGAUAUUAUGGGCAAUAUUGAUACAAUAUUAUCAUAUUUUUCACAGAGAAUCGAUUCAACAUUACAGGAUCGACAAUUAUCGGUUGAGGAAAUUUUCGAACUAAUCAAACAGGCAUCAUUGAAUUGGCCAAAAGAAAAGAUGAAAAAAUUUCCUGAAUUAAUGUUUCGUUAUGUUGAGGAUGAUUCACCGGAGGAUUUUUUCAUUCCAUACAUCUGGUCAUUAGUAUAUCGCUGUUCGAAUAUUUAUUGGAAUGCACAGAAUAUAUUGCUAUUCAACCCGGUUCGCAAUCUAUGAAGAUAACCUUUAAAUUUUAAUACUAAAUAACCAUCUCGAGUAAUCAUUUCUUUCGACUUUAAAUUCCAAACUUUUCAUUGCGAAAAAAAAUCACUUUUUAUAUUUUUUCAAAUGGCGAAAAAAAUUACACGUUUUUUUCGUAAG
Dermatophagoides farinae (American house dust mite) is the source of this 2375-nucleotide messenger RNA. RefSeq names its product dymeclin. Gene Ontology annotation, cellular component: Golgi apparatus. The record is from RefSeq and is a predicted model, not a curated record. Lineage: Eukaryota; Metazoa; Arthropoda; Arachnida; Sarcoptiformes; Pyroglyphidae. Gene Ontology annotation, biological process: Golgi organization.